This is a messenger RNA of Colletotrichum destructivum, 747 nucleotides long. RefSeq lists its product as uncharacterized. The record is from RefSeq and is a predicted model, not a curated record. The transcript has a single exon. Lineage: Eukaryota; Fungi; Ascomycota; Sordariomycetes; Glomerellales; Glomerellaceae. Bases 1 to 747 code for a protein of 248 amino acids.
AUGCCGCCGCAGCACGCACCUAGCAGACUGUCUCGACAGGAGAGUCGGUCGAGCUCAUCACACGAGAGGGGCAGUUCUGCUCCUCCACCAUGGAAUGACAGUCCCUGGGAUGCCGAACCCGACGCUCUUGGUAGCUCAGCGCUACCGCGUCAAAGACCUCGCGCCCAGCACGCGCCUGAUUAUUGGAAGGCAUUACCUGAAGUUCCUUCACGCUUUCGACUCGGCGAGGACGAGCUGCCUUGGUCAGCCUCAUCGUGGCCAGGCGAGUUCGGCAUGCCGGACGAUUAUGAAGUCGACGACUAUUCUUCCGAGGUGUCCUUGAAAUUCCGCGAUGUUUCCACGACGAAGAUCACGCCGGGUUCCAAGGAUAGGGACGACCCGGGGCGGAGGCAAGAGCUCGAGGCGCUCUCUGCAGCCAUGAUGACGGUCGACAACGGUUUUGAAAAUCAAUGGUGGUACCAGGGAGAGCGGCAACAGACAAUUCCGCUGGCAGGAGAUCUGCUCACAUCCACGGCCCAUGGUACCACCACAGCGACUGCGCAGGCCAUACCUCAAACACCUAUGCCACCACCCUGCCACGACAGCAGAGAGUCUAUGGGAUGGGCCACCGAUCAGGGCGGCUCUCGUGACACCAUGAUGAGCGGCACCUUGUGCAACCCGAGUGUUCUGGUCUCGCCCAUGUCCGAGUACGCAAGCCCGCGUAUCCACCGCUCUAUGACCACGAGGUCCGAGGAGCUGUUCCUGUAA